UAAAUUUAACAAUAAAAUUUUUAUUCAAUAAUAAAUACAAAUAUUCACUCAGUUUUUAUCUGACUUAUAAUAAAUUACAAAUUAUAAAUAAUAAAUUACAAAUUAUAUAUCCGGUCGUGCUCGGCACGGUUGAAGCCGGGACAAUUAAAAGUUAAUUUUUUUUUUUUUUUUUUGACAAUGCAGGCUUAUAUGCCUUACAACUUAGUAUCUGUUCUAAUAAUUCUCGGGGUGAGCCAGAGUCGAACCCGGGUGCCCCGGGUCAACAGAGGAUAAACCCACCACUGGGCUAUCCAAUCGUGCUCAUUAAAAGUUAAUUUUAAUUUUACGGGGCUGAAAUUUUCAAUUUAUCAGAAUGAAGAAUGAGCUCAUUUACCCGUUUAUAAAAUAUGAAACUUAAGGACAGGAAAGAUCAAAAACUACUUAACAAAUUCGAUUCAUGUAUUUGAGUACCGAAUCAUCUCAGCACUCGUGAUCAAAGGACUCAACUUUGGGAAAUAAUCCUCUUGCUCGAAAACCUUGCAUUAUGUUCUUUAAUAGCCUCUUGAAAACAGACAUUAACCAUCUUGUUCUGUCAUUGUCUUCUGUUCUUCUCCGUGCGGAUUUUGCCAGUUCGUCUCGUUGUAAUUUUAUAUUUUAUAGGGUGUCGUUGUUAGGAAUUUCUUGCUUGGCAGACACUAGAAUUGUUGAUAGAGAGGAACGACGUGAAGAUUUGAAAGGUGAGUGCGAUGCUGACGUUAUUAUAGCCAAGGUUAGAGAUGGAGACAGUGUUGAUGAAAGGUUGCAGUCUGUUUUGCAUGACCAAGCAUGUAGUGCUGUAGUGGUGUCUGAUAAGCUUGUUGCUCAGCUGCUCUAUCGAUUUAAGGAUGAUUGGAAGUCUGCGUUGGCAGUGUUUAGAUGGGCAGAAUCGAAUCCGGAAUAUAAGCCCUUGGCGCAAUCGUAUGAUAUGAUGGUUGAUAUACUAGGAAAAAUGAAGCAAAUGGAGAAGAUGAGAGCAUUGGUUGAUGAAAUGCGCUUGACUCAGAUGGUUACACUCAGUACCAUAGCCAAGGUCAUGAGAAGGUUUGCGGGUGCUGGUCAGUGGAAAGAAGCUGUACGGACAUUUGAUGGGAUAGAAAGGUUUGGGUUGCAGAAGGAUACUGAGUCGAUGAACCUACUACUCGAUACACUUUGCAAAGCAAACAAGGUUGAGCAGGCUCGUGAGAUCUUUUUGGAGCUUAAAACACAUAUCCUCCCUAAUGCUCACACCUUUAACAUCUUCAUUCAUGGUUGGUGCAAAAUCAAGAGGGUUGAUGAGGCUCACUGGACGAUUCAGGAGAUGAAGGGGCUUGGUUGUCGCCCUUGUGCCAUCAGCUACUCAACAAUAAUUCAGUCAUACUGCUGUCAGCAUGUCUUUCACAAGGUCAGUGAGAUUAUUGAUGAAAUGCGAGCUCAAGGUUGCCCACCAAAUGUUGUCACCUACACCACUAUAAUGUGUUCACUUACAAAUGCAGAUAAAUUUGAUGAAGCCAUAAAAAUAGUUGAUAGAAUGAAAUCUGCUGGAUGCAAACCUGAUACACUUUUUUAUAAUGCCUUCAUUCAUACAUUAGGAAGGGCUGGCCGGGUGCGAGAGGCUAUCUACGUUUUCAGAACUGAAAUGCCUAAUAUCGGUGUUCCCCCAAACACAUCAACAUACAACUCUGUGAUUGCGAUGCUGUGCCAUCAUGCUCAAGAACAAGAUGCAUUAAAUGUCCUAAAGGAUCUGGAGAGUUCUCGUUGCUCUAAGCCUGAUGUUCAAACAUAUUAUCCUUUGUUUAAGCUCUGCUUCAAGACUGGCAAGAUUGGAAACUUAAAGAAGUUGUUGGAUGACAUGAUUAAUACACAUCAUCUAAGCCUUGAUCUAUCAACCUACACACUUUUGAUACAUGGACUUUGUCGAACAAACAAAUGGGAAUGGGCGUAUCUCCUGUUUGAACAGAUGAUAGGAAAUGAUAUUACACCAAGAUAUGUGACAUGCCGUUUACUCUUAGAUGAGAUAAAACAGAAGAAUAUGUAUGAUGCUGCUGAAAAGGUGGAAGAUUACAUGAGGAAGAUGAAAUCUAAGUCAAUCAAAAGAUGUAGUCUCAAUUCUGAAGUGAAUCUAGAUGUCUUGCAUAUGGUGCUAGAGGCUUUCACAGAAAGUAGCGGAUGAACAAUAAACAUUCUCAAAGGUGAAGUGGAUAAAGCAG
This is a messenger RNA of Daucus carota subsp. sativus, 2204 nucleotides long. Its product is annotated as pentatricopeptide repeat-containing protein At3g04130, mitochondrial. Lineage: Eukaryota; Viridiplantae; Streptophyta; Magnoliopsida; Apiales; Apiaceae. The transcript is spliced from 3 exons. Bases 524 to 2167 code for a protein of 547 amino acids. The record is from RefSeq and is a predicted model, not a curated record. Gene Ontology annotation, molecular function: protein binding.